CACUUGCUCUGCAAAACACACCAGCUGUCGCCUGCUGAUGAUGUAAAUAAGACUAAAACAUGUCGUGUGGAACAGCUGCCCGUGGGGGUUUAAUUAAUCAAUAGCAAAUACAUUAAGGUAAUACACGAAACUACAAGUUUCUUUUUCAGAAUUAGAUUUGUGCUUAAUUUAACGUAGUCUAGCUUUGUAUACCCGAGCGUCAGAAAACUUUUGUCAACGAACAGUUGAGGGUGCAUGCUUGUUAAACUUCCAGAUUUGUGCAAGAUACACAUUGAUUACUGUUGACCAAAACGCUUCGAAUAUGGCAGCUCCUCAGACGGAAGUAACAAAAACAGAGUUUGGCGUUGUACCAGGGCAAGGAAGCGUGGAUAAAUUUCAAUUAAAAUCCCAGGACGUGACACUGGAAGUUAUAUCUCUGGGUUGCAUUAUUACAUCUUUGAAGACGAAAAAUAAAAGAGGGGAAUUUGAUGACAUCGUUCUGGGUUUCGAUAAUCUGGAAGGAUACUUGUCCAAUCCUGCGUGCUUUGGAGCUGUUGUGGGUCGGGUAGCCAAUAGGAUUGCCAAAGGAAAAUUCACUGUUGAUGGAAAGGAUUAUCAGCUGGCCAUUAAUAAUGGGCCCAACUCUCUGCAUGGAGGACUGAAAGGCUUCAACAAGGCCAUCUGGACUUCCGAAGUCCUUCUGAGCGGCGUGCGGUUCUGCCUGACCAGUCCAGAUGGCGAUGAGGGCUACCCUGGGGAGCUGAGAGCUUCAGUGACCUAUGUCCUGGAAGGGGAAGUGCUGUCCAUUCAUUACAAGGCGGAGACCAGCAAGACCACCCCCGUCAACCUGACCAACCAUUCCUACUUUAACCUGGCAGGCCACGGCACGCCCGAUAUCUACGACCACGAAGUCUCCAUCACAGCAGACGCCUACCUGCCUGUGGAUGACACAAUGAUCCCCACAGGGGAGAUCGCUCCAGUACAGGACUCACUCUUUGACCUCAGGAAACCAGUGCUGAUUGGACAGCGUCUGAAGGAGCUGGCUGACCCCGGCUUUGACCACAACUUCUGCUUGUCGUCUCCUGGGGAUCCAUGGUUGGUGCGUCCUUGCGCAAGGGUGACCCACCCCGGGAGCGGGCGCGUGCUGGACGUACACACCUCGCAGCCCGGAGUGCAGCUCUACACCGCCAAUUUCCUGGACGGCUCUCUGAGGGGCAAGGCGGCGGCGGCGUACCCCAGACACUCGGCCUUCUGCCUGGAGACUCAGAACUGGCCGGACGCCGUCAACCAGCCCCAUUUCCCCGAUGCCCUGCUGAGGCCCGGAGAGGAGUACAGUCACACCACACUCUUCAGGUUCUCCGUUGGCUGAAGACUGCACUGGAAGAGUGCCCGCGGGCGGGGAGGGGCACUCCGGCUCGAGUCUGCAGCGCACUUAGCGACCAUAAUGGAAACAUCUGCCGUUUUUAAUCCAGCUAGCCAACAAAAGCUGCACAUAGAACAGGUACCAUUAAUGCAAGUGAUUUUUUUCAAUUGAUUUUUUUAAAUUCACAAUUAUUUUACAGUAUGCACACUAAAAGGGGUUGAAGAGGUUUCGGGGGGAAAACAAGUCUGCUGGGGCAUAUGAUGAGACCAGAAAGCAGACGCACUGACUGAAUGUUGAUAUGGAGCUUACUAGCUUUCUGAAAGUUUCAUGUACUUUCAGCUAUUUCUUGACAGGAGUGCUUUUAAAGGGAAGUGAGAAUGUUUUUUUCACUUCCCACUACAUGAGCAUUGUCUAGGACAGUGAUUCUUAUACCCAAAGUGUCUUAUUUCAGUGGUGUCUUAUUAGUGUCAUUUCAUGCACUAGGGAAUUUAAAUUAAUGAGGAUAUUAAAAGUAAUAGAACAGUCAGAAAUUGUCUGGUGGUUCCUAAAAAUUAAGGCACCACAAUGUGCUCUCUGCUUGUAUUUUUAUGAAUAGCUAUAUUGGUCCCUGUCUCUUCUCUACCCAUUAAACUCAGUCGUCUAGACUUGAAUGCUGAGCUUUU
Molecule: messenger RNA, 2004 nt
Organism: Lepisosteus oculatus (spotted gar)
Lineage: Eukaryota; Metazoa; Chordata; Actinopteri; Semionotiformes; Lepisosteidae
Gene: galm
Product: galactose mutarotase
Biological process (GO): beta-D-galactose catabolic process via UDP-galactose, Leloir pathway; glucose metabolic process
Molecular function (GO): aldose 1-epimerase activity; carbohydrate binding
Source: RefSeq, a predicted model, not a curated record